AUGGAAAACCUGACGUACAACAGCGACAUUUUGCAAUUAGAAGGACUGAAGGUGUCUGAGCAGUUUGUGAACCCUGCUUUUGUAUUGCUACUUAUUUUCUAUGUGAUACUAAUUGUGAUGAACUGUGGAAUAAUUAUGGUAAUAGCAGGACAUCGAAAUCUUCACGAACCCAUGUAUCUGCUUUUCUGUAACUUAACGUUUAAUGACAUUUUUGGUAAUACUAUCACGAUGCCCAGACUCUUGUUGGACAUUUUAAGAGAGCCGUCUCAACGCACCAUCAGUUAUCCAGAGUGCGGCAUUCAAGCGUUCGGUGUGCAAAUGUUUGGCGCCACCUCCCAUACCAUAUUGAUGUUGGGACUCACUUACAGACUCAACCGCUGCAGAACUUUCAUACCAAAUCCUUUCUGUGAUAAUGCGUCUUUGUUCAAGUUAUCUUGCGAUGAUGUGACAAUCAAUAAUGUGUAUGGGUUAACGUAUACAGUACUGCUGUUAGUCUUCUCCUUAGGAAGCAUCACACUCACAUACAUUAAGAUAACUGUCGUCUGCUUGAGAUCAAAAAGCAAAUCUCUGAACAGCCGGGCACUGAAAACCUGCAGCACUCACUUGAUUGUGUAUUUGAUAAUGUUUUUAUCUGGCAUAGUUGUUAUACUCCUACAUCGCUUUCCUGCUUAUUCAGAUUACAGGAAAAUGUUUUCUCUAUUGUUCUAUAUUGUUCCAAGCAUCUUAAACCCUGUUAUAUAUGGUCUGCAGUGCACUGAGCUCAGACAUGCUCUCACACAGGUACUGCGCUUAAAGAAAACAGGUCAGGGAAAGAUAUUCUCACAAUGA
Triplophysa dalaica is the source of this 828-nucleotide messenger RNA. RefSeq names its product olfactory receptor 1L3. The coding region runs from base 1 to 828 and encodes 275 amino acids. The transcript is spliced from 2 exons. Gene Ontology annotation, molecular function: olfactory receptor activity. Lineage: Eukaryota; Metazoa; Chordata; Actinopteri; Cypriniformes; Nemacheilidae. Gene Ontology annotation, cellular component: membrane. Gene Ontology annotation, biological process: G protein-coupled receptor signaling pathway. The record is from RefSeq and is a predicted model, not a curated record.